AUGCAGCGAAUUAACGCGUUCGAUGAGGCGCGAGCGGACCCGUCUUACAGGGACCUGUGCUCGCUCGAGACUCUCAGAUCCGGAAAGAAGGGAUUCUUCCGAGAUUUCAGCGAAAACGUGACGCGAGUCGCCGGAGAACAGUGGAUCUGCCAGGUUUUCGGACGGCUGACCAGCGACGAGCAAAGGAUUCGAGCCAUCUUCACCGAUGCCAAGGUGAGGGACACGGUGUUGGAAACGUUAAACCGAACGGAGAUUCUGUACCGCGGCAAAGACGCCAACGUGUCCAGAGCGAGGAGGCUGGAGGGAUUCGAGGCCGCGGCCGCGGCCGAACGACGGAAAGCUCUGAUGCUCUUCGGCCAAGCCGUUCUUCGCGCUCCCCUUCCAGGAAAAUGCCGCACGGUCGAUCGAGGUCUCGGACUGCCGCUCGCGUUCCUAGCCAGGGCCGAAACGUUUCUUGCCUGCAACGAGCACGAGCUCGCUCUUCGUGAUUUAAGUUUCGUCGAGGAAAUGGACGGCGAUCUGCCCAACGAGUUACGGGCGACGUUUGCUCGGACGAAGAAGGCGUGCGAGACGUUCGUACGAGCGAACGGAAAGAAGCUGUUGCCCGCGAGAACACCGUCGCGAGAUGAAGCUGCGGCCCGAUCGGUCAGCGACGAGAAUCCGCGGCUGCCGGGCGCCUCCAGCCUGCUCGACAUCGAGGAGACGGAGAACGCGGGCAAACGAGCGAUCGCCGCCAAACCGAUCGAACCGGGGGACAGGUUGGUCGUGGAGGCGCCGUUCGCGGCUACUCUGCUGCCGGAAUUCUUCGGUACGCAUUGUCAACAUUGUUUCUCGAGAUUCGUGGCACCGAUAGGAUGUCCGGACUGCAGCAGCGUCGCCUUCUGCGGCAGAAAGUGCAGAGACGCCGCGAUGGCCAGCUAUCAUAAAUACGAGUGCAAAGUUCUCGCGCUACUGAUAGGUUCGGGUAUGAGCGUUUUGAGCAUGCUCGCUCUGCGAAUGACCACACAGAGCGGACUGACCGGCUGCAUCGAGAUUUGCCGCGCGUUAAGUUCCAACGAGAAGGAACAGGUCGCACGACCGUGCACGCAAGCACAGGCGAAACUUAGCAAGUCGGCGAAACGUCGUUCGAGAAGGAAGAAACUGCGCGAUUCGAGACGCGAGCAACCCGCGGAGCGAGUCCCUCGUGGAACAGAGCGAGAGGAACUCGUCGAAGGAGACGCGAUCGAUCUGCGGGUGUACGAUCUCGUUACGCACGAGAAACACAGAACGGCUAAGGAUUUUUUCGAGAGAUCGCUGAUGGCAGCGUUCCUUCUCAAGUGUUUGCAGAGAGUCGGCUUUUUCGAGACAGUGACGAGGGACGGAGAGACGCCCAACGAUCGAGAAAUCGCGGUGGCCGGCCUGUUGCUGAAACAUCUUCAGCUGCUGCAGUUCAACGCUCACGAGGUGUUUGAGACGCGACUCGGAAAUGAACAUCGGUUCCGCGGUAGCAGGCCCCUUUAUAUCGGGGUGGCCAUCUAUCCGACCGUUGCACGCUUCAAUCACGACUGUUAUCCCGCGGUAACCAGAUACUUUGUCGGUCGAUCUAUCGUGAUUCGGGCGAUUCGCAGUCUCCGACCCGGAGACGUGGUGGCUGAAAACUACGGGCCGAUUUUCACGAAACGAAGCCUGGAGGAUCGACGGAGAACUCUCGCCGCGAGAUACUGGUUUCGUUGCGAGUGUACCGCUUGCCGCGAAGAUUGGCCACGCUUCGACACUUUGUCCAACGACACGGUCAGACUGAGGUGUGAACAUGGUUCUUCAACGUAUAGUACCGCGUAUUCGCGCCUGCAUUCGCAAAGCGAGGCAGAAAGUGAGAGCGAGAGAACGAGCGAGAGAGAAUUGGUUUUCGAUCGCAGGUGUCCGACCGAGGGAUGCUCCAAGUUACACCCGCGUCCCCGAGAUCCCAGCAGAUCCAUCGAAUGUUCGUCCUGUCGACGAAGAAUCAACCUGCGAGAAUCGCUGGACCGGGUGCGCGAGUGCGAGCACCUGUACGCCGAGGGAUUCGCCGCGAUGGAAGAGGAACAACCCGAGAGAGCGUUGAAGGCGUUCUUCGAGGCAGCGAGCAAAUUUCACAGAGUGGCUGUACCCCCUCACAAGGAUACGCACCUGGCCGAGAUCGCAGCCAGUGCCUGUAUGGCGGACGAAGGCAACGUCUAUCGGCCCGAUUCCUUCCCGAUUGAUUUCCGUGAAUGAAUCACCGGAGACAACCGAUUCCGAAAGCAACAGGAAAUCGAACGACCGUCGUACACUCGUUCCAGGCAGCUUUCUCUCAUCUCGAAGGUCGUUCGAAUAAAAAUGUUGAAACGUUAAGGAGCGCAGCUUCUUUCGCUGAAAUCGCACGCGAAAGGAUCGGGGAAAAGGGAGAAGAAAGUGAGCUCGAUGCAAACGUAAGAAAUUUCACCUUCGGUUCGUGAGUUUUGCGAUUUUUUUGGCAUUUAUUUUUUAUAAUGCACAUGUUUCGUGAAAAAAUUAAAUUCCGUAUAUGAAAGUAGCUUUUCAAAGUUUCGCAUUUCGGUACAAAAUUCACUGGGGGUUCGAGGAAAUGAGAAUAUGAAAGAUGCGGAUCGGAAACCGGAUAAGGAAAGGGAAAGGGAAAGGGUAAGGAUAGGUGUAAGGAUAAGGACAAGGGUAAAGGUGAAAGCGAAGACAGGGAUAAUGGGGAAGGUAAAGAUGAAGGUAAGGGGCAAGGACGAGGAGAGCAGGAUGGAUCGCCGGGGUGGUUUCGAUCGAGCGGCGACACGUGGGACGCGCGCGGCAAACGCGGCGCAUCCGUGUCGCGACCGGCAAAAGAUUUACGUCUCCUCCUUUACGUGUAAUUAGAUGACUACCCUUUCUUCUUCCAGACACGGGAGCGUUCUCUCGAUUCUCCCCUUUCUUUCGCUCCUUUCUUUUUUCAUCGUCCGUUCCGUCCCGCGCGAUCCGGGACGACUCUCUCAUCAUUGAGAUCGCUCCUCGCGAAAAGCUGAAUUAAAACUAAUUGACUGUCGCAGCGAGUGGUACGCGAAUCGCGACGCGCCAUCUUCUCGUUCUCGUUCCCGUUCCUCGUCGAGAAACGAGCGCGAUUUCAAAGACACGCGCCGCGCUAGGGGGAACGAUACGAGAGUAUCGAGAGCGCCGAGUACGAUCCCUACUCGACGCAUUUCCACAGGCCUUCGAAACGCGAACGCGCCGACGUUACAAUUCGUUCGAGGGAUCACCGUUCGCGACCGUGCGCGCUCCGUGCUCGCCGUUCACUUCGAACGUGGUUCGAGUUCGACGUUACGUUGCCUGCUAGCAUACUGGUCCGCGCACGACUCCUCUUUUUUUUUUCUCUUUGCUUCUAUUUCUUUUUUAAUUCCGAUAUUCACUUCCAACACAUGCAUCGUUCUUUUUUCCGCAUACAAUUACAACGCUCUGCGUCUAGGAGUCGUUUACCUUAUUUUCUUU
Molecule: messenger RNA, 3465 nt
Organism: Bombus pyrosoma
Lineage: Eukaryota; Metazoa; Arthropoda; Insecta; Hymenoptera; Apidae
Product: SET and MYND domain-containing protein 4-like
Exons: 8
Coding region: 1-2232 (743 amino acids)
Molecular function (GO): protein binding
Source: RefSeq, a predicted model, not a curated record